Molecule: messenger RNA, 6547 nt
Organism: Drosophila montana
Lineage: Eukaryota; Metazoa; Arthropoda; Insecta; Diptera; Drosophilidae
Product: adenylate cyclase type 6
Exons: 27
Coding region: 104-5530 (1808 amino acids)
Biological process (GO): cAMP biosynthetic process; intracellular signal transduction; adenylate cyclase-activating G protein-coupled receptor signaling pathway
Cellular component (GO): plasma membrane
Molecular function (GO): adenylate cyclase activity
Source: RefSeq, a predicted model, not a curated record
CACCACCUCCGGCACCACCGGCAGCAGCUCCACGCACAUAUUUCGCUCGCUGUCAUCGGAGAGCCAGAAACGGGAAUGGUCCAAGCGUCUAUCGCUGCGUGGCAUGCGGCAUGGCGGCGCGGCCGCUGCGGGCCUCGCUGCCAGCAAAGAGGAGAGCGUGAGUUCGGGCAAACACCGUAAAUUCUUUAGCCGCUCCGCUUCCUUGAAGCAGGCGGGCAGCACGCAAGCCUCCGUGGAAUUGCAUGUGCCUGGACACUCAUCGGCAGCUGGGUCGCCAUCUGGUCUGGCACAGCCGCAGCCACUGACGCAGCCAUCGACGCCAAAGAAAUCCAAUUGGGAGGUGAUCGAACAUUUCAAUACCAGCGCCAAGGGAGGCAAGGCGAUGGUGAGCAGCAGCCUGAUUGCGGCUGGCAUCACACGGUGCAACAUAGACGAGUCAAUUGAUUCAACCAACUCGAGCUCCACCUGCCACAGCCCGAUGAUCUAUCAGCGCGACGAGGCGCAGCUGCUGCAGCAAUCUGAUGCAGCCGACGGCCGGAGCAAUGUGGAGGCCAACAAUCCGAGCAGCUCGGGCACUCAGGCAGCAAGUCCCAGCAUCUCGUUUUGGUAUCGCUUGAAUCGCAUCAUUCUGCGUCUCUGCUCGACGCAUCAGUUCAAGAACCUGCAGGUGGAAAUGCUUUAUCAGCGUUAUUUUCUGCGCAUGAAUCAAAGUAAUACCACGCACAUUCUGGCCCUGUUGCUGGCGCUCAUUUUGGCAUUAUCCUGCACGCAAAUUGUCUUCACAACGCUGCAGCUGCGCCGCAGCCAAUCAACCGACACGGGCCUCACAUCGGCAACGAUCAGAUUGGCGCCUCAAUUUCUGGACGCCAAUGGAACCGGCGAGAACCUAACGCACUUUAUGCCCGUAUUGCCAUCGCCCACGCCACAACAAAUGAGCCAUCAGACGGUGUCCAUAACGACGCCAACAACGCCAAGCGCAGCACAAAUUCCGAACAGCAUCGAGCUGCCGCGUGCCCGCAACGAUAAUGUGGCACAACGGCCAAAUGUGACAGCCAGGUGGGUGACGGGGCGCAGGCAGAAGCGUAAACAUUAUCGACGCAUGCACAAGCAUCGCUACAAGCAGCACCACCAGCAUCGGGUCAGAUACAAACGUGCCGCGCAGCCACUGUUUGCUGACAUUGACCGACUGAAUGCGGCCUCUGUGGAUGUGGAUGAUGCUGCUCCCUUUGUUGAUGAUGAUGGAGAUGAUGGCGUUAAACGCUUUACGGAGGAGCGCGACACUAACGAAAUCCGGCGACGUUUGUCCUUCUCCGGCAGCCGGCAGGCGCGUGAUGAAGUGCCCAAACUGACGCUCUUUGAUGGCGAUGCCAACGACACGGCGCAGCAGGAGGAGCAGGAGCAGGAGGAGGAGGAGGCACAGACAGAAUCUGGACUGUUUGGUUUGGCAGAUAAUUUCGACACUUCAUUGAAUUACACGCAUGUGGUCUACUCGCUGAUAACGGGCAUCGAUGAGUCUGUCCUGGUUUUUCUCAUCGUGAUGCUAAUCUGCGGCAUCGUCUAUGCAUUCCUGUUGUGCAUACUCUCCAAGCCGGCCAUGAAUGAAAUAUUUCUCGUGCUCGUCUCAUACGUCAUUUUGGGCACGUUUCUGGCCAUUGAAAUAGCUGUUAGCUAUGCCGUUCAGCCCAGCAAAUCGUUUAAUGGCAGCGCCUGUUGCAUUGUGCUCAUCUACAUGACAUACACGAUGUUGCCGCUGCGUUUGCGUGAAUCGCUCAUCGGUGGCAUGCUGCUGAGUGGCACACACCUGUACACCUGUCUGCACACACAGUACACGCAACAGGAUAAGCAGCAGGAGCAGGAGCUGCAGCAGGAGCUGCAGCAGGAGCUGAUGCUGCAAUGGCAAGAGCUGCUGUGCACCUGCAUCGCCCUGAUGCUGGCCAAUCUGACGGGCAUCUAUACGCACUGGCCGAAGGAGAAGGCGCAGCGCAAGGCCUUCAUUGAGACGCGGCAAUGCAUCGAGGCGCGUUUGCGUACACAGCGCGAAAAUCAACAGCAGGAGCGUUUGCUGCUGUCGGUGCUGCCGCGGCACGUUGCCAUGGAGAUGAAGGACGACAUUGCGGGCCAGCCACGUGACACACAGUUUCAUAAGAUUUACAUACAGCGGCACGAGAAUGUCAGCAUUCUGUUUGCGGACAUUUGCGGUUUCACCAGCCUGUCGGAUCAGUGCACGGCGGAGGAGCUAGUGCGUCUGCUGAACGAGCUAUUUGCACGCUUUGAUCGAUUGGCUGCUGAGCAUCAUUGUCUGCGCAUUAAGCUGCUGGGCGAUUGUUAUUAUUGCGUCUCCGGUUUGCCGGAGCCCCGGCCGGAUCAUGCACACUGUGCUGUUGAGAUGGGACUCGAUAUGAUUGACGCCAUAGCCCUGGUGCGCGAGGUAAUGGCCGUGAAUGUGAACAUGCGUGUGGGCAUCCAUACGGGUCGGGUGCACUGCGGCGUUUUGGGCCUGGUCAAGUGGCAGUUUGAUGUUUGGUCCAACGACGUCACACUGGCCAAUCAUAUGGAGAGCGGCGGCAUACCCGGACGCGUGCACAUUACGAAGGAGACGCUCAAGUGCUUGGAUGGCGAUUACGAGGUGGAGGCGGGCAAAGGAGCCGAUCGAAACUCCUAUCUCAAGGAUCAUCAGAUUGAGACAUAUCUGAUAGUGCCGGGCGAUAUCUACAGGCCGCACAAGAAAUCGCGCAAUCGCCUUCAGGUAAAUGGCAACAUAUCCAAGGAGCUGCGCAUGAUGGGCCAUGGCACCGCACAGAAGCACGCAUCCAAAUUUGGAUUUGGUGACAGCUCGGAGAGUCACAAGGAUCCCGAGGAUGAGGUCAAUGAGUACUUGAUGCGCGCCAUCGAUGCACGGAGCAUCGAUCAUUUGCGGGCCGAGCACUGCCAGUCGCUGUUGCUGUGCUUCAAGAGCGCCGCGCUGGAGCACAAGUAUGACAGCGAGCCGGAUCGCAUGCUCUGCGUUUAUUUCUACUGCAGUCUCCUCGUCCUGCUGGGCACCACACUUAUGCGCUUUGCGGUCUUUGACAUCUCCAUACCCUGCCUGGUGACGUCCAUUGGCUCUUUGCUGACGCUGCUUUUGUUGGUCUUCCUGAUGGCCUGUCACAAAAUCAAUUUGCAGCUGCCCAUCGGAAUGAAGCGCUUCUCAUUGCGCGUUCACAGCAAUCGCACCUUGUCACAGUUGUUCGCCUUUGCCACCGUGUCGCUGAUUGUUUUGACCACGUUGCUGGCCAUGAUGGAGGAAUCAAUGCGUCAACUGGAGCUGCUGCAUAAUGAAUGGCUCGAUCUACAAUUGAAUGUCAGCGAACUGGAACGAACGAAGCUGGGACUGGAGCCAGAGCAGCAGCUGCUGCCUGAGGAAAGCUGUGAUUACUAUUUGGCCUACAAUACAUUCCUGCUGUUAACGCUGCUCUCGAUGAUGUGCUGUGCCACGUACCAAGUGCUGCGCAUCCUGCUGAAGCUGUUGCUGCUCCUCUUGGCUGCCGGCUGCUACAUGGCCUGCUCCUCAUAUUUGUAUCUGAGCAGCAGGGAAAUGAGCGCCGACUUGGCCAAUGAGGAGGCCCUGCUGCGCUAUAUAAUUGAUUCAAUCUUCCUAUUUGCAUUUAUGCUCGCCCUGAUCUUCCACAGUCACCAAACGGAGGCCACCUACCGCUUGGACUUCAUCUGGAAGCUGCAGGCAACGGAGGAAAAAGAGGAUAUGGAGCAUUUGCAGGCUUAUAAUCGUAAACUGCUCGAAAAUAUUUUGCCCGUACAUGUCGCUGAGCAUUUUCUGAGCCGCGAGAAGCACCUCGAUGAUCUUUAUCACGAGCAAUGCGAUUCCGUUUGCAUACUCUUUGCCAGCAUACCGAAUUUCUCCGAGUUCUACGUCGAGCUGGAGGGCAACAACGAGGGCGUCGAAUGCCUCCGGCUGCUCAAUGAGAUAAUUGCCGACUUCGAUGAGCUGCUCAGCGAGGAGCGUUUCCGUUGCAUUGAGAAAAUCAAGAGCACCGGCGCCACAUACAUGGCUGCUUCUGGCCUGACGGCGAACACCUGCGACCAGGUGAACUUUAGCCAUGUCACCGCAAUGGCCGACUAUGCGCUGCAGCUGUUCGACAAGAUUGAGGAGGUCAACAUGCAUUCCUUCAACAACUUUCGCCUGCGCAUAGGCAUUAAUAUUGGUCCCGUCGUUGCGGGCGUCAUCGGCGCCUGCAAGCCCCAGUAUGAUAUAUGGGGCAAUGCUGUGAACGUGGCCUCGCGCAUGGACUCCACGGGUCUGGUGGAUCACAUACAGGUGACCCAGGAGAUGCAGCAGCUGCUGGAGUGCCGCGGCUUCGAGCUCACCUGCCGCGGCAGCGUCAAUGUCAAGGGCAAGGGUUCGAUGAUAACCUAUUUUCUCAAGGGCAAGGCAGAGCUGCCCGCGCUGGCGACACCCACAGUUGCCGUGGAGCAGAAGACAGCAGACGAGGCGCCGGCAGAAACAACGCCAGAGUCGCCGCCAGCCAUAGAAGCCACCGCAGCUGUAGAGGCACAUUCACACCCGGAAGAGGAAGAUAACAAUGAUGAUGAUAAUGUUGAGGACGACGACAUUGAUCUCAACUCGAACAUGCAAAACUUGACCGCACAACGCCGCAAAUCUCUCUGCCGGCAGCACAACAUCUCCUCGUCGUUUGGCACCAAUGUCAGCUCCACGGGCAUCACGCCCAGCAUCUCCAACAGCUCCAGCGUGGUGACAAUUGGGGCGAUGCCCGUGCUGAUGCGUAAUGCGGAGAGCUGUGCCACGCCCACAGUGCCGCCGAGAACGCUGGUGGCGGAGCUAAAGGAGGAGAUCACGCGCGAUGAGAAGAGCGCCUUGAAGGACUCCAUCGAGAAUCUGGAGAUUCUGCUGAAGAACAACAUCAGCCUCUCGGAUCUGAGCAACAAGCAGCAGCAGAAUCUGCGCGGCGAGGUGGUCAGCUGCAGCAGCUCCGCGACGGCGACGCUCCGGAAGCGGGACACCAUCGUCAGCUUCCAUGUGACCGAGACGCUGACCACAACGGCCGGAUAUACACAGCAGCAGCGCAAGCGGCGCUCGGUGAGCGCCAUGGCCACCAGCUGCACCACCAGCAGCAGCUCCACCACAACCACGACACGUCUGCUCUCCAAUGAGAGCCAGAGCUCCACGCAAACGGCACCCGGCACGCUGGAGAGCGGCGACAAGGCAGCCGAAUGCCUGCGCGCUGGCCCGGAUAUGGAUACGUAUACGGAUCCGUUUCCAGACGCGGAGGCGGACGCGGACGCGGGUCUGGGUCAGGUGCACGAUUGGCAGCCGCGCACGGCCAGCCUGGAGCCGAAUCGCAGCCCCAUCAAGACAUCCCAAUCAAUGAGUCCCAUCGGCCUGGCCACCGAGGUCUUCGUGCUGCCGAACAGCCGCAGCAUGAUCCUCAUCAGCAGCUCGGCAAAUGGCAGCGCCAGCGGCAGCCAAGGAGGCAGCAGUCCCAGGGCAGGACUCCUGCAGCAGGUUAGCACCUAAAUAGACCGUGGUGGUGGUGGUGGGGGUACCCAAGGUUCCCAAAGUGUGUGUAAAUAUGUAUAAAUUGCGGACAGACUGUCAGGCUGGGGGAUUUGAGGAUUAGAGGAUUGGCUGCCCCGAUAUAUAUAUAACAUAUAUGCCCAUCAGUAUUUCAUCCCCUGAUUGUAUUGAUCUCGUUCCUUAUGCUCUUUAACGACCAGGUGGCAACCCUGCAUAUCACAGCAAAACGAAUUUGCAACAAUUUUGAACUUAGAUACUACGAGAAACCUUAGCUGUUGCCAUAGGCUAGAGUUACGUUUAGUUGGUAAGGGGGAAGUCUGGUUCCUAUUGUAGUCUUAGUCAGCGAGCCGGCCUAGGAAAGUGAAGCAACUGAAUUUAAACUCAAAUUACAGGGUAUGCAAACUACAAGCAACAGUUUCUAAGCUCUGUUACAUACGAUAUAACGAACUAUAUAGAUAUCCAGUCAAUUUGAAAAACUAAAAUGCAAAUCGAUUCAAGUAACAAAUAUUUAUGUGAAACUGUUCCAAGUUACGAUAUCGACAACUCUCAACUUAAAGUUUAGUUUUUUAAGAUUAUCGAACUUGUUUCAACUGAAAGCGAAUUCGUAAUUAGGAACUGCGCUUAUUUGAGAAAUUGAAUAAGUUCAAAACGAAAACCAAAACUCAAACUGUUAACGCGCUUUAUGUGUAUGUUAGUAUUAUAUGUGUGUGUGUGUGUAUUUAAUUGAGUGAAUGUCUGUGUGUGUGUAUUUGUCUCAAUGUUGCUGAAAUCAACACUAAAUUUUGAAAUACUUAAACUAUGUAUAAUAUAACAAAUACUUCAACUGAACUAAACCAAAGAGCAGAUAUACCAAAAAAAAAAACAAACAAACAAACAGAUUACAAAAAAAUCAAUUCUCGCUGUGAUUUCUAUUAUAAAUGUAUAGAUUAUUUUAUAGACUUGUGUUACAUAGUUUUAGCUUAAAACUCGAAAGCUUCAAUGCAAAUAUGUUCCGAGUUUCAAUUUCGCUUUUCUGAA